GCGCCGACCUACUCCUUCUUGUGGCAGUCACUGAGAUGAUCAUCCUUGAUAUUACCUUGUAGGAGUUGUAGGAGCUCUAGUAGCACAUUUGGUUGUUCGUGAUGGUCCGCUAACGCAAUCUCACAGUUAGAGCCAAACAUUGAACAACUUCUUUGCUAUAACUGUGAGGUGGUUUAAUAUGAUUAUGAGUACGGUUGUAUACGAUGAUUCUGUGCUGACGCGUCGAUGAAGAGUCAGUUGUAAACAUAUUAGAAACAAGUGUUUGUCUUUCAUCAUCCAAGGCGUACACUCACUUGUGUGAAUACGAUGAAGAAAGAUGAGAAGCUGCUGGCCCUGGCGUAAUCGCAUCGCAGCCACCGUCUUGUAGAACGAGUACAAGGACUGCAUCAAGAUCAACGAAUAUCGCAGAGGAAUUGUAGAACCGCAGUGGCCGCCCGCGGCCAUCUUCAAGAUUGCAGUCGCAGUCUUCUUGGGUGUAGUUCUACAACACCAACAAAGACAUAAGAGAAAAGUCUUCCAGCAUCUCGCUCAAGCAUAUCAGGCUCAACUACCUCAUCAGGAUUUCACCGUAUCAUUACCAAGCUCAACCGCAAGCGCAACGUAAGCCGCCGAGAGAUACUUCUUAGUCCAAAACUCACUUCGACUUCCACUUCCUCCAGCACCAACUAUGGCGUCUCCAUCGGAGCAAGAGGGUGCGCGUGGGUCGCACAUACUAGAUGCGAUUCAUGAUAACGCGGCAGAGCAGCAGGGUGAAAGACCGUCUCCAGACAUCGAUCCGAGGAGAAAAAGCACGACCAGUAGUGGCAGUGCUAGUAUAAUUAUGGUUUGGAUUUGGAAUAGUUGUUGAAAAUGAAUGUUGCAAAUUACUUAGAAAAAAGGCUCCGCGUGUUGUGAUGUUGACGGGCACAUAAUCCUUGCUUUCAUGAGAUUACGACAACUGUAGUACAACUACAGAGAAGUAUUUUUACCUGGUUUGAAUCUGAGUCCUCUGACUCCGCAGCUGCUGCCAUCGAAGUUUCCUCUCAGCGGACCACGACCUCUAAUCCGCCCAAAAAUGUGACUACGGUGAUGUCUCGUGCGCACGACCCAAGUAUACGGAUUGAGGACGAGUACGAUCUGGAAGCCUCCAUGGUUUUGGGUACGGGGUUCUGUGGUAACGUGAUCAUGGGGAAGAGCAAGGUGACGGGACAACGAGUGGCCGUAAAGUUAAGGGUUGAAGAAACAUUUCAUUUCUACAUGCGCUUCAUCUCGUCCCGCAGAAUGGGAAUUGCUACCUAAAAAUGAAUUAGAAUUGUUGUUUCAACCUUUAAUGAAGAGUCUGCGAAAAAACGAAUACGCAAACGGAGACGAGACCCAAGCCGAGGUGAUGGCGAGGGUCAGAGCGGAAUGUGAGAUCUACCUCAACGUCGAUCAUCCAAAUAUUAUGAUGAGAGUACUACUUCUGCCUCUGUAGUAGUUGUUCUUGCUUUAUAGAAUCCGGUGCAGCUGCACCGGAAUCGAAUACUGUUAGACAUACACUCAAGUCCCUAUUUUUUCUAGUACCUCUUAUAAUGAUAAGAGGUACUUGUCCACUUAUGACAAGUGGAUAAGAAGAUAAGGUAUCUUCUCUAAUAACCUCGUCCGACUACGAGACAUGUAUGAGACCGAUGAGGCGAUCUACCUCGUUUGCGACUGCUGUACUGGUGGCGAGAUGUAUGAUCGACUACUAAAGCGUGGCCAGUACGAUGAAGCCGCUGCUGCGGCAGCGACCAAGGGCAUGCUUCUGGCAGUGAGCUACGUCCACAACACGAUGAACAUAGUGCAUAGAGACUUGAAACUACAGAAUUGGCUUUACCCCAAUGCAGAUAGCGCGGAUGAUGAAGUGAAGCUCAUCGAUUUCGGCUUCUCCAAAGUGCUGCAAGACGCAGUCGCGACAAGAGCAGUCACAGCGGGUACAGUGGAGUAUCUUUAAGGACAUGAUUAUUAGCAGUAGCUACUACAACUACAACUACUAGACCUUACCAAGUAGUACUCGAAGAAACUUUUCAACAUCGAUUUCUAUCUUCAGGUGGAUAGAAGAAGGGCACUAUCCUUCAACAUAUACAUCACUGAGACCACAAAGGUCGACUCACCACCUCGCUCCCCUAAUCCCUCGCACCUGAGCUGUUGCACCAUGAGAGCGCCGUUGAGUACCCCGGAGACAUGUGGGCCGUUGGGGUGAUUGUUUUUAUGCUUCUAGGCGGCUAUCCUCCUUUCUCGGGCAAGAACAACAAUGAGAUCAUUGCGGCCAUUCGGAAACACGAAAUCAAGUGGUUUCGUUCCCGGUUCGCGCAGGUCAGUUCAGAGGCGAAGUCGUUUGUCCUGUCUUUGUUAGAGAAGGACCCAACAAAGCGGGCUACUGCUAGACAAGCAUUAUCGCAUCCCUGGAUCCGGAGGACGGACGUAGAUGGAAAGGCAGCACCAGAGAACAUCCUGAAUGGCGACGUACUCGAUGCACUGGCGUCAUUUAGACAGAAGUUAUGAGUAAGGGCUUUUUAUUUGCAAACGAUCUUCAAGAUCAUGAUUGAAGAUAACUUGCGGUUGAUGUCGUGAAGGCGCAGAUAGAACAUCGUCUGUGAGGGUGAAGGAUGAAGAGAUCAUUGUCCCUGCGGUCUCCCAAGGUACUUUCCAAAAUAAAUUAUGUACGACCGUGAGAGAAAAUAGAGACCGCCUACCGCUGUUUUCCUCCCACCCUCUAACCCCAACAGCUUUUGAGAAAGCCGUGGCGAUGAUUAUGGCGCAGUGUCUUGGACGUUCUGAGGUAGCCGCGAUGGAGAAGAUCUUCAUGUCCUUGGAUGCGACUAGGGAAGGAAGCGUGCAAUUAUGGGAAUUGCGGGAGGCUUUGAGGAAAGUAGCGGAAAAGGAUCCAACAAGAAAAGGACUAGAUCAACUCGCAAACGAAGUGGAGAAUCAUGCCGUAUUUUUGGAUUGUUGUUGUCAUUGGAUGGCGUUGGUAAAUAGGGAAUACUAAGAGCGCAAUUUUGCACUUGCUGGUGAUUUUGUUUUUUCAACGACAUAUUUCUUGCUUUCCUGAAGUGAAAACGAACUCAUUCUCGUAAGAACGUCAACCAAGCCCGGCCGUGCCUCACCGCCAGGCGCUACCUACGCACAGUCGCCGCCUCCUGCACACCUAGCCCGACAUGCCAUAAAAGUCGGCGGAGACUGUGGCGACUAGACAUACCAUAGCCGAUCGCAAUGACGGCCAUAGCGCAACGCACACAGAGCACAAAGAAACCCGGCGGGAUUGUACGCGUCGCCCGGAGCGCAUCAAAACAAACAAACAAACAAACUCGCUCACACAUUCAGCAUCAGAAACUAAUCAACUUGAUUCAAGUCUCAUUUUCCCAUCAUGAAAAUCAAAAUAUGUGGUCUAACAAAAAUCUCAACAGGAGAUCGACGAAGGGAAGCUAUCUCAGAUCUUCGACGACUUGGACUACAACCAUGACCACCAUAUCUACUUCAGCGAUUUCCUCACAGCUGUGGUGUCUUGCAAGAUUGACCAGGGUUCAGAUAAGCUGAUCAAUUAAGGCUUACUGACUCUCGUACAACUGAUUGACACAGACAGACUGACACUCGAUUUAUUUCUAGUUUCACGAUCACGACAUUGAUGAACCAUAUUUAUAUGUACUUACUUAGGAUUGAAAGCUUGCUUUCUUAGUAUAUAAGCCGCGACGCGCGUGCGGGCGCAUGCUCGUGGCGUCUCGGGUAGCGAUGCCGGGCCACCAAGGUCCCCCCCGUCGGCAAAGACUGACAGGGGCAAGCAAGCACAAAAAGCGCCCAGCGAAGUCGCGACAAGGUGCGCGCCUCCUUGUUUCAAUCCGCUAGCGGGUUCCCUAGCGGUCUUCGGGUGUUUUCUAUUUUUCUUUCAUAUUCAUGUGAGUGACUAACACUUCUUCACUGAUUUUUUCGCUGUAAUUAUAUCUUUCUCUUGUUUUCGACUCUACUACCAAGUUACAACUUACUCCUCUAACCCACGGCAACUUUCGAUCGCUUCGACGUCGACAACAGUGGAAUGAUAUCGAUACAGAAUUUACAAAACCUUUUCGGCGCAGAAUUUCGCGACGUACCGGUCCUUGAGCUCAUAAAAGAAGUGGACUUGAUUAUGAUGAACACCUUUUGAUACUGCUAAGAGGUCCCUCCGCCUGGUGUUGUACAUGUGUAGACCUGUGCAGCAGCAGCAGCAGCACAGCAACAGCUUUGACUUUGCUUAGCACUGUUUCUUGAAUGUUGACAGUAAAUGAAAAUUAUCCGCUGUUGUAAUAUAGGAAUAUCACUAGGUUUGCCACCCAGUCAGAGGUCCCCAGCAUCUCCGUCCUUUACCUCCACACCUCUGGUAUCCUGCUCUAACCCCAACGGUGACCAGCUGAUAUCCUUCGACGAGUUCAAGUACUUCAUCAAGAAGCGAAGGGGCCUCUCGAAGCAGACCAAACCUGUGCUGCCGCAAAAUGAAUCGGCAGUGGAUCGCGUAGAAGAUUUGUGAACAAGUCCUCUGAGGUCACUGUAUGUAGCUUGAUUCAGCCGACGUAGACUUACUCGUCGUACUAGCAGGAGCAAGCGAGCUAUGACGGCCAAGAAGACAAAUUCGGAUUCGUCAAGCAGCUGUGGUUUGGGAGAGAGUGAUUGAUAUUUCUUUGUCAUCUACUUCGUUCUACUGCUUUCGCCCACUACUAGAAGAUGAAGACCUUGUUCAUGACGAGGUAGGAAGAGCUAAGGCUAUAAAGAACGAAUUCUACAACUCUCCUUGAUAAAGUAGAUACAGAUUGAUACUAGAUACAGUGUUCUUUCAUAAUAUUACCCGGUCCUCCACUACGAUGUUUAUGACGCACCUCCGCCACUUGUGAUUUUCAUAUUGAGCUCUUCAGCAUUCUCAUUCCCACACUCAAUGAAAAUAGAUCCACUCGCUCCACCAAAAUCCUCGUCUUUUAUCACUGUAAGUAGUACCUCCAAGAAAUGAACGCAUCGUGAACGUGAUCGUUAAGGCCCCGCCCGUCUCUGUGUGUCAUCGCGACCGAAGUUUUUCUACAUUGAUUCUACUCCAGAAUGAUCGCAAGUGAGACGUAUAGUACAACAUCCUUGUUUUCAUCGAAGAGCAUCG
Molecule: messenger RNA, 5113 nt
Organism: Amoebophrya sp. A25
Lineage: Eukaryota; Dinophyceae; Syndiniales; Amoebophryaceae
Source: the annotation of a GenBank genome assembly